CUGAAGUCCACAGUGAACCAAUGUUCCCCACCCCCAUGCCCCCACUCUCCCUUCUGGGUCCUGAUAAAGAGCUACACUGUUCUUGAGUAUUUUGGAAAUGAAAACCUUUCAACUUUCUAGGGCUUUCCUACUUCACUCAGAAAUUCUAAACUCAGUACCAGGUCUGAAAUGCACCUAAAGGCUGAAAGCAGCAAGGGCACCAUUUCUGUGCCUCUGCACGCCUGCCCUGUUGUCCGUGGAGCCAGGCAAAAGGCUGCCACCACUCGUAGUUGGAAAACAAUGAGUUCCUUUUGACUGAAUAUGAAUAUUGAGGAAAUCUGAUGGAAAGAGGGAAAUGCAUUUCAUAUCAUUCCACUGGAGCAAUUAGUGCGCUGGAGCAAUUGCAGCACACUAAGCAAUUAUAGAAAUGUAACCUUUGGCAACCCUAUAUUGGGAUCAUAGAGAAGAAGUGGGUGAGAGGAGGAGGCUGAACUUUCUCAGUCAAGACAAGGAAACAUAACUUCUAAUUUAAAUUUCAGAGAAUUGCAAAAACGCUGUCUUCCUUUCUAAAUCAGAAGGCAAGAAAGUGAAGGGUCCAUCUGAUAAGAAUCAAGGAAUCUUUUUUCAACGCAACUGUAACCUUUAGUUCCUGCAAGUUACUUGGGAGCUGAUCAAGACUUCAAGCUAAAGAUGGUGAUGAUGAGUUGCCUGAGGGUCAUUCUUCAAGCCUCUCCAUGCAAGGCGCUGUGGAGAAGGUUCCAGAUUCCGAGGUCCAUGCUAGCAAGGCCCUGCAGCCUCUACACCUGCACGUACAAAACCCGGAACGGAGCCUUGCAACCUCUCUGGGAGAGCGUGGACCUGGUCCCGGGGGGUGACCGCCAGUCGCCCAUCAACAUCCGGUGGAGGGACAGUGUCUACGAUCCUGGCUUAAAACCGCUCACCAUCUCUUACGACCCGACCACCUGCCUCCACGUCUGGAAUAAUGGGUACUCUUUCCUCGUGGAAUUUGAAGACUCUGCAGAUAAGUCAGUGAUCAAGGGAGGACCCCUGGAACACAGCUACCGAUUAAAGCAGUUCCAUUUUCACUGGGGGGCCGUUGAUGCCUGGGGCUCCGAGCAUACUGUGGACAGCAAAUGUUACCCAGCAGAGCUGCACUUGGUGCAUUGGAAUGCAGUCAAAUUUGAAAACUUUGAGGAUGCAGCACUGGAAGAAAAUGGUUUGGCUGUGAUAGGAGUAUUUUUAAAGCUAGGCAAGUAUCAUAAAGAGCUACAGAAAUUGGUGGAUAUUUUGCCAUCAGUUAAGCACAAGGACAUGCUUGUGGAAUUUGGGUCAUUCAACCCUUCCUGUCUGAUGCCUACCUGCCCAGAUUACUGGACCUACUCAGGGUCCCUGACUACCCCGCCACUCUCUGAGUCUGUCACUUGGAUCAUUAAGAAGCAGCCCAUAGAGGUUGAUCAUGAUCAGCUUGAGCAAUUUCGGACCCUGCUCUUCACUUCUGAGGGGGAGAAAGAGAAAAGAAUGGUGGACAACUUCCGCCCCCUUCAGCCCCUAUUGAACCGCACUGUCCGCUCAUCCUUCCCUCACGACUAUGUGCUGAACAUACAAGCAAAACCCAAGUCGUCUACCAGCCAAGUACCCCCUUAGACGCCAUUAUCUAGGUGGUAUCUUGCUUAAAUAUGUACUAGUUCUUUAAAAGUUGCUAACUAGACUCUUUUAAAUGCCUGCAUUUAAUAAUUAUGGAUGUGCCUUUCUUGGUAUGGCAGUGCUCCUUAGUCUUUGAGGGAAGCUCUUUGGUAAACAAAUUCUUACUUUUAUUGAUAAUGAUGUUUAUCACUGAAGUACCAGCAAGAGACACAAAUUUCUCUUAUAGCAACCUGCUGGUAAUUGUAAUGUCUUUUUAUGUGUGACAUUUUUUUUUUAAUUAAUUUAUUUGUUUAUUUUUGGCUGUGUUGGGUCUUCGUUUCUGUGCGAGGGCUUUCUCCAGUUGCCGCGAGUGGGGGCCACUCUUCAUCGCGGUGCGCGGGCCUCUUACUGUCGCGGCCUCUCCCGUUGCGGAGCACAGGAUCCAGACGCGCAGGCUCAGUAGUUGUGGCUCACGGGCUUAGUUGCUCCUUGGCAUGUGGGAUCUUCCCAGACCAGGGCUCGAACCCGUGUCCCCUGCAUUGGCAGGCAGAUUCUCAACCACUGCGCCACCAGGGAAGCCCUGUGUGACAUUUUUGAGCUGUCUUUUUAUUGAUAUGUUUAUCAAUUGGUGGUUCUACAGAGUUAUAAGUAGGGAUGAUAAUCAAAAUAUUUAACAACUGCUAAGGCACAGACACUGACCAUCCCGAAUGCAGGCUUUUCAGAAACAGCCACAGGACCCAGAUUGGUACUUCUUGGCUGAGCAUUGGCUAUGGUUUUAGGUAUAUUUUAUUUUAAAACAUGAAUGUGUAUUCUUUUAUAAGGCCUUCUCAAUGGGUAUAUUUGCCUCGAUUUUCACCUGUCAUUACUAGUACAGGAUAUGAUUACUUACUAUCAAUUUAAAAUACAGAAAAAAUAUUUUGUGAGCUUCCUUGGCGGCGCAGUGGUUAAGAA
Molecule: messenger RNA, 2553 nt
Organism: Balaenoptera acutorostrata (minke whale)
Lineage: Eukaryota; Metazoa; Chordata; Mammalia; Artiodactyla; Balaenopteridae
Gene: CA5B
Product: carbonic anhydrase 5B
Exons: 8
Coding region: 670-1623 (317 amino acids)
Cellular component (GO): cytoplasm; mitochondrion
Molecular function (GO): carbonate dehydratase activity; zinc ion binding
Source: RefSeq, a predicted model, not a curated record